This is a messenger RNA of Anisakis simplex (herring worm), 219 nucleotides long. NCBI's taxonomy places the organism in Eukaryota, Metazoa, Nematoda, Chromadorea, Rhabditida, Anisakidae. The record is from the annotation of a GenBank genome assembly.
UUACCCGAUGAUGAAUUUCAUAAAUACUUUGGUGAGCUUGUCGAGCAGCUGUCUAAAGAAGCAAAUGGCUAUACACUGCGCACGGCAAAUUCCGUGUAUGUGGACCAGAAUUUUGAACUUAAAGAAUUGUUCACAUCGUUGAUUAACGAGAGUUAUGCGGGACAACUGAAAACGGACGACUUUUCGCAAUCGGCUGCUGUGGCGAAUGUUUGUUUUUGA